Ostrinia nubilalis (European corn borer) is the source of this 4939-nucleotide messenger RNA. RefSeq lists its product as uncharacterized. The transcript is spliced from 4 exons. Bases 100 to 996 code for a protein of 298 amino acids. The record is from RefSeq and is a predicted model, not a curated record. NCBI's taxonomy places the organism in Eukaryota, Metazoa, Arthropoda, Insecta, Lepidoptera, Crambidae.
AGAUAACCUAAACGGGAUUGUCACCGAUGAUCCCGCGGUAAACCCAUAGACUGAGCUUUAGUCGGUCGGCUCUACAACGGUCGCCACAACGCUGCCGUCAUGACACUGCACUGGUGGAUGCACUGGUUCUGGGUCACAUCGCUGCUCAUGUUGCUCGAGAGCAGCGGCCGAGCCCUAGCUGCGCCCCAAUCAGAAGAGCUUCAGCAUAUAACCACAGACGUAGAGACCGACCUUAGAAGACAAAUGGACCGGCAGGGCCGGGCCAUGUACUACACGAAGACCCCCUCCCUCACCACCGCCAAAACACCCGCCCUCAACACCAGCACCAACCAAACCGACAAAGAACUCGACACGGCUAAUGUCACAACUGACAAUUCAACAGUAGAAAUCGCCCACCCGUCCAUACAAUGGAUACCAACCAACGCUUCGGACCUGACUUUUAAUGAUACUUCCACUCCAAGUAACGUCACCGUAACCAACGCUACUGUGGUCUCAUCGAAUGCAACCGAAGAGCAGAAUGCAACGUUUACUUCAAAGAAACGCAAUUUGACGAGACUUGAUUUCGUCAAAGACGAUACGAGUCUCGAAGGCGCUUCGGAGAGCAGGAUAGUGACCGAGAAACCUCUGUCUCUUGAGACUGCGUUCGUGCAGACGCGUAUUCCGCCUAACGUUGAGUCUUCCCGGAGGAUAAAGGACCCUGGGGAAGGUGACAUGGACAUGGGAGCCAUUGCUGGCAUAUCGUUCGCUGCGCUUGUCCUAGCAGCGCUCGCUGGCAGCACAGCGUUCGUCCUGUACAGGCGACGGUACCUGAACAAACCUCAAACAUUGAAUGACAAGUGCUCCAAUCCGGACUCGAGUGGAUAUCUUGACGACAGUACUAUUCGGGACAACUCCGAGGAGAUGUACAGCCUUGACAACGACUCGUUCCUGAACUCCUUAGAGGCCAUGACCAUUCAGAACUACUGGACAGACACAGUGAAACACACGAAACUGUAGUGUUAGUAACUCCGUUGUGUAGCCAUCCGUGUUUUCGACUAAUAGUUUGAAUUUCCAAUUCGGAGUCUUGAAUCUAGAUUUAUUAUUAUUCUAAAAUAUGACCAAAGAGAAUAAACGUCAGGAUAUGACGUGAACCAUCUCAGCCCCCCUAGACAAAACGCACUUUUUGAUCGAAUCGAAAAUCGAAUCCGUCAAAACUCCAUACAAAAAAGGGGCUUUUCGACCACUUUGCGACUGGUUUGCGAUUAUAAUUUGCACUUUGUCUAGACCCGCAGGUUUAAUGUCUUGCAUUGUUGAAAUUCUACUUGAAUUUCUUGAGGAAAAUUAAUGAGCUUUGUAAGAUUAUUUAAACCUGAUAUUUACGUCAUUAGGUGUUAUUCUUUUGGAAAUGGUUCGUUACAGAUGGAAUGGAAAUAAAUAAAAGGUUCAGUCUGAUUUAGUUUUGACAUAAUCCAUUUUGUAACAAUAUUAAUAUUUAAAUAAUCUUUCUAGAUUUAGAUCAAGACUCUGGUGCGGAAUUCUCUCGGUGUUUACUGUAAAUGGAUUAGAAUGAAGAUUUUGACUUCGUAAUUUAAUGUGUAUCUACUAAGUAGGUUUGAAGGUACUUUGAGAAGUAUCUACGCAAUAUUAAUUGUAAUACCGGCCUAUUACAUAGUAAAAAUAUAAUAAUAUUUGAAUUUUUCGUCUUGAAAAUGACCAAAUAAUAAUUUAUUAUUUCGUCUUUUCAGUGAUUUUAUAAAAUUUAAUAUUACCACCUAUCAGGGAUUUGUUUAGAAUGGACUUGCCCAACAUGAAUAUUGUUUUCGUGACAAUAUCAAUGUUUUAUAUUAUAAAGUAUUUAACUUUAAAAGUUAAAUUACAAUAAAUAAUAUUUGUCUUGAUUAGAUGAAAGUAUUAAUUUAAAGAAUAUUAAUUGUUUUAAUUAAAGACGCAGAUGAAUGCAAUCAACAGUAAGAUAUUUAGAGGGUAAAGAUUAUAAAAUAUUUUGAUGAUACAUUUUAAUAAUAAUAAUUAAUUAAUGUAAUUCUUACUAAUUUAUCUUAGAGUGAAAUGAUUUGACACUAUUUUAAUAUGCGAACUUGUAAAUACAUGAUUGUUGUGAUAAUUUUCUUUUUAGAUUUAAGUUUUUAUGCGUUUUUUUAUUGCUGCACAUUAAUUUUAUCAUUUCUGCCUCAGCUUUAUGGGAAGUUAAUUUGUGGGGCAGAUUAUUUUUAGUUUUCUUUUUUAUACCAGUAAAAUUGAUAGUAGGUGAUGAUGUGAUCUCAUUGUGUAUCAAUCAUAUUUUAAUAAAUCCAGGAUUUUCUUGUUAAAGGUAUAGCACAUUUUUUUAUUUCACAUAGCAAAGAUAUAAAGGCAUGGGGCGUGUAUGGGACAUGUAAGAGGCGUAUGACAUUUGCAAACAUAUCUUUAUUUUUUGAAUUAGUACCACAGAAUAAUUAGUACCUACUACCAAAUCUCUCGCGUAGCAAAGUGCAAGCAUGGGGCAUGUAUCGGACAUGUAAGAGGCGUACGUCAUUUCUAUGAGGCGGGCGAAUGCGCGAAAUCAAAAGAAAUAAUCUUUAUUUGUGUGGACUAAUUGAAUUAGUACCACUGAAUAAUGAAGAAUGUUCACUAAUUUUGUUUUUUAGCUUUCUGUAUUCUCUGUUAAAAAUAAAAAAUACACGUGAAAGAAUUAUUUCGAUACGUCAAUUAGUUUCCAAGAUAUUGAAUUUUAAAAGUGCGGGCGGCGGCCGGCCCGCCAUUUUAUGCGCGUGACGUCAUAUUACAACGACUGGCUCAUAUUUGUAUGGGUGGAAUCUUGCAAACUGAAUUAAGACCCACUUCCAGGCAACCGAUUAAGCUGAAAUUUCGCAAACACAUGUGAUUUGGAUGACCAUGCAAUAUUAUGAUGACAUGGAGCUGAUCUGAUGAUGGAGCUGGAAGGUGGCCAUAGGAACUCUAUAAUAAAACGACUUAAAUGCAUCGAGUUUGGGCUCGUUCGUUUUGUAUUGAUGAGUAUUUUAAUUCUAUAUAGUAAUCGGGGUCUAAUGAUGGAGCUGGAAGGUAAUUCGCAAUAAAACGACACAAUCGCAUCAAGUUUGGGUUUGGUUCAAUUUUAAUUUCUGUGAUGGGUCUGGGUGUUAAUAUGUAUAAUAAGUUUGUAUUUACAAAAAAAAAAUAUUUAAGUAUGUUUAUAUCCGUUUUCUAGUGAGCGGACGCUGUGAAUGUACGUCACACGGGGUCACGUGACCGUCGGCGGGACUCAAUAUUUAAGCGAACUUUGAAUGCCUAUAAAAUCAUAACUACUGGGUAUUUUUGAAUGAAAUAAAAACUAAUGUAUUUGUAAAUGUAAAAGCUUAACUGUAACAUAGGUUUCAAGUGAUUUUGCAUACCUAGUAACAUUCUCAAUUAGUACCUACUACCAAAUCUCGCGUAGCAAAGAUAUGCAAGCAUGGGGCAUGUAUCGGACAUGUGAGGGGCGUAUAUUUGCAUGAGACGGGCCGAAUGUGUAAAAUCAAAAGACAUCUUUAUUUGUGUGGACUAAUUGAAUUAGUACCACUGAAUAAUUAGUACCCAGUACCAAAUUGUGAAAGUAUCUUGCUCUAGGAGCCUUUACAUGACUCAUGAUUUCUUUGCCUUAUUAUGUUCUUGCCUCUCCACGUUUUCAUACCAGCCACAAGUCAAGUCACAAGUAUGUGAAUAUGAUUUUAAAACACAAAGAUUUAUUUGAUGAUAAAUACAGGCCUGAAGAUGACAACUAGAAUACUUGCGUACUCUAACAUGUUUUUUUUUUUUUUUUCAAAUAAUAAUAACUUAUUAAAAAUUGUACUUACUGGGUUGUAUUGUAAAUAAACUAAUGUUUUAAAAUAAUGCGAUUUUUUGACAAAACAAAUUAAGGUAGGUUAUGUGUGAAAAAUUACAAUAAAUCUUAAUGCGUUAAUCACCAAGUGGUAAAAAAACAUCAUAUAAAUACGUGUAUACGUGAAUCUGUUGUUCCUUUAUUUCCACUGCAAUGAUGAAAUACACAAUUAUUUUUUUUUGUGAUUGAUUUGUUUAAAGAUAGUAAAGAUUUUAUGUUGGAGAAGAACAAGACGUUGAUUUUAUUAUUGUCAUUUUCGAUGAUCAACGAUUUUCUCAGAAUGUUAUUUAAUGAUUUGUAAUUGGCUUCGUGAUUUCGACUUCCGUCCAUUGAUUUUAUUUCUUGAGAAUGAUUUUGUUGCAUUUACAGCUUUAUUGUUUGAAAAUUUAAUUUUAUCUGUUUCACGAAUAAUGUAUUAAAUGUAUAUGAUAAUAACAUACAAAGUUCAAUACGAGUAUUGAGACUUCGGCAGAUUUUCUUCAUCUUAAGCCAUACUUAACUAUUUUUAUUUAAAUACUAUUGUACCUAUUUAUCUGCCCAAAGUAAUGUAAAGUAUUGUUUAAAAUUAUAAUAAGUAUGUAUUUAUAAAUAAGAGAUUUACUUGUGUAUCUUAAUUAAUACUUUGCACUUUUAAAAUCAAAAGAACUGCAACCAUCUUAAUGAUGGUUACCAUGAGAAAUGUAAAAAAUAUUUAAAUAUCUACGAAUAAUUCUAAAAUCUUCAAGUCUUAAUAGAUCUGUCUUAAAUUUCUUCUUCAAGUAUGUAAAAUAAUAAAAUACCUAUUAUCUACCUAAGAUGUGAGUACAAUUCGGAAUGAUCAUUGUCGGGAUUUUCAAAGUGACAAAAUGUGUGAAUUUUAUGUCCUCAAUUUACAGGGUUAAUUUACCUACACCUGAAAUAUUUAAGUCUGUGGUUAUAUUUCGAAAAUUAUACAUUAAACUUCUAUGUAAUUUUAAUAUUAGUACACACUUAUUUGCUAAGUUAUUGCUUUAUCUAAAACUACUCUUACUCUAAACUAACUAAAUACUUUAAAGUUGCUAUGGUUUUACGCAUGUUUUACGUUCUAAAAUCGCAGACUUAAAUAUCAAGAAUACCUAUCUAUCG